AGCAGCUACACCGCACAGCCAGCAUGUCGAAGUGGAUUAAUAAGCGAAAGGUGUCCAUGAUUAACCUGGCGAUGCCACCGAAGUCGGUCGUAACGUUGCCCACUAGCGGCGAGUUUGAGUUCGAGCAGCUGUUUCACUUUGCGUUCAAGUGUUUCCGACUGUUUGCCCUAACGCCGGGCCAGAUGAUGAAGCAGAAGGAUCGGUACAUUGUGCGCAAUACGCGGUGGAUGAUACUGAUCGUGUUGCUGCUGGUGCUCGUUGCCUGGAUCGCGCUGAUCGAAACGUUCUUCGUCGAGAGCCGAACGGCACUGAUCACGGGGAUCGCUAAUCACAUCCAGUUUAUCAUGAACACGAUCGCCCUGACGGCGGCUUGGGUCGUUCCACAGCUUAAGCCCGAUGAGUUAAGCUCCAUUCUGGAUGGAUUCUUAAUCAUCGAUCGUGAGCUGAGCAGCUACAACGUGCAAGAUACGGCUGGCAACAAACGGAUGCCGUUCCUGUUUCGUUUCGGUGUUGUGCUGGUGGCCCUCUGCUCAUUCACACUGUACGAUGGAUUCGUUUCGUUUGUGAAGCUUUCUACGAUCGAAGUAUGGUACUGGCUGUCGCACCAGAUACCCUUCAUAGUCUACGCCAUGGCAUUCCUCCAUGCGUACGUGCUCAUUUCCUGGUUGCAUGCACGGUUCCAACGGCUCAACACGCUGGUAGAGCAAUACUAUCGUCAGGGCCACAUUUUUGCGUCAGAGCGUCAAACCAUCAUCAGCUUCGCGACCAUGAUUAAGCUAGACGAGGAAGCGCCCGAACACGAGGACAUCUAUCCGGUGGGAAAACGCGAAAUGUCGGACGAUCUGCAGAUUCUCGCCAUUGUAUCGCGCACGAUCGAUCUUGGCCAAAAGAUUGAAGCUUACUUUGGACCUCUGUUUCUUACCGUCUACACCGCGCUCUUCUCGGUGACCACCAUCCAGUCGUACUACUGCUAUCUGCAUCUUACCUCGAAAGGCGCGGAAGGACUGUCCAUCGAGUCGCUGAUCCUUUCGGGAGGUAUCAUCCUGUUCAAUGUGAUCGCUAUCGUCGCUCUGCCGUACAUCUGCGAGCAGGUGGAAAGUGAAUCGAAGCUGCUGAUGUCUUACCUGUCCAAGCUGUCCAUGAAGCACGGACAGGUCGUGCAACAUUCCUCCAUCUGGUUCCCGAAUCUGAUCUCGAGUGUUCGGUUUUCGGCCCUUGGGUUCUUUACCAUAAACUACAACAUGUUGUCCGGGCUAAUUGCUGGUAUGGUGACGUAUCUGAUCAUUUUCAUACAGUUUAACUCGAUGGUACCGGCCGAAAAGGACGACAUUCAUCAGACCCGCAAGCACCACGUUCCUGACGACUAGUUGAAGCUACGCUAAUAAUCCAAUGCACCACCACACAAUGCUUACGAUUGUUCAACACUUUUGAAAGACUUUAGAACAAUUGUCCCGUUCGCAGCAAUCCCACUCCUGCACUCCUCCGAAAGCCGCCAAUAAAUCAAUAGCAUUCUUUUGA
Messenger RNA from Anopheles stephensi (Asian malaria mosquito), 1518 nucleotides. RefSeq names its product gustatory receptor 23a-like. Gene Ontology annotation, biological process: sensory perception of taste. Gene Ontology annotation, cellular component: dendrite; axon; membrane. The transcript has 2 exons. Bases 24 to 1367 code for a protein of 447 amino acids. The record is from RefSeq and is a predicted model, not a curated record. NCBI's taxonomy places the organism in Eukaryota, Metazoa, Arthropoda, Insecta, Diptera, Culicidae.